Molecule: messenger RNA, 431 nt
Organism: Rhincodon typus (whale shark)
Lineage: Eukaryota; Metazoa; Chordata; Chondrichthyes; Orectolobiformes; Rhincodontidae
Product: fibronectin type 3 and ankyrin repeat domains protein 1
Exons: 4
Coding region: 24-431 (135 amino acids)
Biological process (GO): regulation of apoptotic process
Cellular component (GO): nucleus
Molecular function (GO): protein binding
Source: RefSeq, a predicted model, not a curated record
GAGACAAUGGGGGUUCAUCUGCCAUGCACUGGGCUACAGAUGGGAGACACCUGAAUGUGAUUGAAUGGAUGAUAAAUGAAGGUUGUAAGGUUGACAUCACUGAUGGACAUUUACUGUGGACACCAUUAAUGCGAGUUGCCGUCCUGAAUGGCAGCACUGAAGUUGCUUCUCUUUUAAUUAAAGCUGGUGCAAAUGUGAAUAUCCAAGACAAGAAAGGAACAACACCACUAAUGGUUGCAGUGCUUAAUAGUCAUGAAAACCUGGUCCACCUGCUGCUGAAAAAUGGGGCCGAUUCUGCUGUAACAAAUGAGGUUAUAGGAGUCAUCAAUAAGAAGAAAGAGACCAUGUUCACGAUAAAGAAAGAAUUGAAGAUGGUGAAAGAGGUCACAAUUGCCAACUGCUUCCAUCAUGCUGGUUAUAAACAGUCUUAA